UACUUUCCCCGCCAAUUGCAUCACAAUUCUCCCCUAAUUUCUCAAUCGAGGGCUCAACUCUCUCUCCAUGACUCACAAACUUCCUCCAAAAUCUUCCAAAUUCUUCGAAAUCUGAUUUCUGGAAACGCUAAUUUUUGAAUCCGCGACUUCGAUGAGCAAUCCAAGCAGUUCCGGAUGGGAUUCAAGUUCAAAUUUGACUCAGUUCGGGAUCGGCUUGGCCAAUACAGUGCAGUCGGAUGUUGCUUCUCACUUGCCGCUCCCCUCGCUACCCAUAUUCUGCGGCUCGACUCAGCCUGGAGAGUUCAAGCUGUUCGAUGAGGCUGGCGAAGGUAUUAGCGACAACAGGUCGUUGAAUCGCAGCGAGAUUCUCUCGCAGUCUAGGAGAAUCGCGAACAUGCUUGAAGAAACUGACGUUUCUUAUCUGGAUCUUAGAAACGAGGCUAGAGCGCUAAACUGUAAUUCUGCGGAGCCUUUGCAGUUAUAUGACCAAGUUCUACGAUGCAAUCCUGGAGCAUUUGUAUUUCUAGUAUACAGGAUCUUGUGUGCAAAACUUUCUAUGAAUUCUGGUUUGAGGAACCUCCAGGGCAUCAUACUCAGUUUGCUAGUGAUGCUAGCUCCAUUCCAGUGGAAGUGGAAACGAAAACUAAGCAAAUGGUGGGGUUGUUAAGGAGGACCCCGAAUCACCAGCUUCUUGUAACAAUUAUUAAGCGUACCUGGCCCUUGAUUUUUUCCCUCAAGCAACUAAAGCUGCUGGUAUCAACCCAGUUGCUCUUGCAUA
This is a messenger RNA of Brassica napus (rape), 778 nucleotides long. Its product is annotated as sister chromatid cohesion protein SCC2-like. The record is from RefSeq and is a predicted model, not a curated record. The transcript has 3 exons. Lineage: Eukaryota; Viridiplantae; Streptophyta; Magnoliopsida; Brassicales; Brassicaceae. The coding region runs from base 152 to 667 and encodes 171 amino acids.